Molecule: messenger RNA, 1839 nt
Organism: Fonsecaea monophora
Lineage: Eukaryota; Fungi; Ascomycota; Eurotiomycetes; Chaetothyriales; Herpotrichiellaceae
Exons: 4
Coding region: 1-1839 (612 amino acids)
Biological process (GO): regulation of DNA-templated transcription; DNA-templated transcription
Molecular function (GO): DNA-binding transcription factor activity, RNA polymerase II-specific; DNA binding; zinc ion binding
Source: RefSeq, a predicted model, not a curated record
AUGCUUGACAUGACACAACAUCGUGAUCGUGCACGAAUUGUCUGCAAGGCUUGUCAUGCCAGAAAGGUCAAAUGUAAUCUCGAGGAUUCAUUAAAUGGUGCUUGCUACAACUGCAUCAGGCGCAAGUUAUCGACAGCCCUCAAUGAUCCUUCGUCCCAAGAAGACCAGUCUCCCAACACUGCACAUCUUCCCUCCCCGAAAGGGCAACAUGACAAUGGCACUGUUCCGCCAGUCCACGCGCCCGCUGCAUCCGUCAUUUCGGAAACAGGCGAUCGUUCCGGCUACGUGGGAGAUGAAUCUGCUUUGGCCUGCGGGCCAGACUCGACCAGCGAGAUCCAAGCUCUGGAAACAGACACACCUUGUGGCUUGGAUGAGAUAUCGCAGAACAUGCUCCGAGUUAGUGGAGCCUUGUCACUUCCAGGGCACGUCAUGACUCAAGCAAUGAUCGACCUGUAUUACACCCACGCUUUCCAUCGCAUGCCUGUGAUUGACAAGGCAGACUUACUCCCCGAUGGCACCUCGGCCUUGCUCACCCACGCAAUUUGUAUGCUGGGCUUGCUUCUGCGACAUCCACAGAACACAUCGAACCGAAUCCUGGCGUAUCCGCAUUACAGAAAUGCUAAGAUACUCAUCACCCUCAACUAUGAGCAGGACAAUCGGACAGCCCUGAAAGCCAUGUGUCUUCUGACCGCUUGGAGCAUGCAGCCACCAAGUGGUGUCUCGCUUGACAGUCCAUGGCACUGGAAUGGAGUAUCACUCAGACUGUCGCUGCAAAUGGGCUUACACCGUGAAUCGACGUACCGUGGCAGGGCUGAUACACGUAUCACUCGUCGAAUAUGGUGGACAGUAUACGCUAUCCUCGUUCUCCAGGCGGCAUGCUUUGGUCGGCCAUUAGGCAUCACUCUGGAUGGCUUCGAUGUCAACCUACCUCGGCCUGAAGAUUUUGAAGAGCCAAAUGACCAAGCUCUAGUCUUUAUUGAACAUUGCAAACUGAUUGUGAUCAUGGCCCAAAUUCUGGAGGCUAAUGUUAAAAGGCGACGUCAACACUCUUUCGAUGUCACGUAUAUCAUGGUGGCACUCCAGGACUGGAUCCGACAGGUGCCGGCACAAUUACAGCUUUACGAGGGGAACAGAAGGAAGCCAUAUUACCGACUCGCCUGUGAACUCAAUGUCAUCUACUGCGUCUGCGUCAUUCUGUUCUUCCGCAUGUGUGCCAACGCAUAUCAUCAGCCGAUUGCCGACCAAUGCAGUCUGAUUGCUGCAUCUCGCAUUGCCCGGCUGUACGAAGAGAUGGCCUUUAGGGAUGACAUCAACUUUCUACUACCCAUCAACAACUACUUCGCUAUGGUUGCUGGAGCGCAAUUGAUUGCAAGGUUGAAGUCGCUUCCCACCCCUUCCGAGACACUCAACGAGGAGGUAAAGAUUAUCAGAGUCAAUAUGCUGGAGAACAUGAGCAUCAAAUGGCCAGCAGCCGGAGCUGUGCUCACUCGCUUGCGAUACCUCGAGCAAGCAUCUGUCCGAAGCACCAAUCAUGGGACUUCAGGUCCCAACUUCGACGAGGGUGGCACCGCCGCCCCCCUCAGCAAUGAACAGUCCGACAAUGUUCUCGCCUCGUUGUUUCCCUUUCCUAAUACUACGUCCUCUGAAUCGGAGCCAUCGCAGACCUACGAUCGAACCCCUACCAUCACCGCUACAGCAGAUUCUUUGCCCAUGAAUCAUACAAAUAGUAACGCAAUGCAAUGGAUCUUGGGUGAUGAUUAUCUUGACCUUGGAAUGUUUGAUAUUGUAUUCGAAGAGAGUCAGACUUGGGCUGAUUUUCAUACUUUGGCGGCUUUUUAG